Molecule: messenger RNA, 2547 nt
Organism: Gadus morhua (Atlantic cod)
Lineage: Eukaryota; Metazoa; Chordata; Actinopteri; Gadiformes; Gadidae
Product: claudin-20
Exons: 2
Coding region: 571-1296 (241 amino acids)
Cellular component (GO): membrane; bicellular tight junction
Molecular function (GO): structural molecule activity
Source: RefSeq, a predicted model, not a curated record
GAAUGGAGUGGCGGAUCUCCAUUGUGUGGACUUUCAUUCGGCACCGCUCGUCUGCCCCGUGACGUAGACGCUAUUCCACAGCAACACACCGAGAAGCGGGGAGGACACACACACGGCUCUCUACAACGCUCCGGGAAGACAUGUGCGCUCCAUGGCGCGGGAUAUUUCCGUUCGUUUGGUAUUGCCGAGGAUAUGGAUGGAUAGUUGGAGAGGAUCCGCAGUAGGGACUGAAUCAUCGCCAUCUCGUCUCGUCUUUGAAUGUGUGUGUUUACAGAAACCGCUCAGGAGAACGUGACUCAAUAGACAGCUCUGCACCAGCCAGGAACAGCAGAGCAGCAGCAGCAGCAGCAGACAAGCGGAGGUGCAGGGGAUUUGACUGGCAGAUAGUGCAGCAGCAGCGAGUUGGAGGGGGGGGUGUGGGAGGGAGGGGGGGGGAGAGAGCGAGACGGGCACUGGGCUGGUGGGCUGGAGGCGCUGGGCUGACGCUGGUUUAAUGCUGCCGGGCCAGGGAGCGACCGCCUCAGUGCCGGCAGUGGCGUCGUCGUCAACAGACACCUGAGAGGGGAGGCGAUGGCGUCCACGGGCAUGCAGAUCUUCGGCUUCGUCCUGGCGCUGCUGGGCAUCAUGGGCGCUAUGGUGGCCACCGUGCUGCCCAACUGGAAGGUGAGCGCCGACGUGGGCUCCAACAUCAUCACGGCCAUCUCCCAGAUGCAGGGCCUGUGGAUGGACUGCACCUGGUACAGCACCGGCAUGUUCAGCUGCACGCUCAAGUACUCGGUGCUGUCGCUGCCCGCCUACCUGCAGACGGCGCGCACCACCAUGGUGCUCUGCUGCGUCAUGGCCGCCAUGGGCCUCUGCCUGGCGUCCCUGGGGCUCAAGUGCACCCGCUGGGGGGGCGGGCGGCGCUCCAAGAGGCACGCCGCCAUCGCCAGCGGCGGCUGCUUCGUGGCCGCCGGCUUCCUGUGCCUGGUGCCGGCGUCCUGGUUCACCAACGAGGUCAUCACCAACUUCCUGGACUCCAACGUGCCGGAGAGCAACAAGUUUGAGCCCGGGGGCGCCGUGUACGUGGCCUUCGUGUCGGCGGGCUUCCUGCUGGUGGGGGGCUCCGUGUUCUGCCUGUCCUGCUCGGGGAAGAGGCACGGGCUGCAGGACAUGGUGCUGCUGCCGCCGCCCGACAAGCUGCUGCUCCAUCAGCAGCUGCUCCAGCAGCAGCACCAGCAGGAGCUCCAGCACCAGUACUGCUCCCUCUCCCCCCUGGACAACAAGACGGGCUACAGCCUGCAGGACUAUGUGUGAGAGCGCCACACGCAGACACACACACACACACACACACACGGAGCGGGUGGCCACGGCAAAUGGGAGGAGAGGGUUCAAGAGAGACAACGGAUGAUACGGAUCAGACCUGGCUUUAUUCCAAACAGAGGUAGAGAAGAGGGGGAAGGGGGGAAGGAAGGCUCAUCGGCUUUGCAUCCCUCCAGCCCUCUUUCUGUAUCGCCCCAAUCCUUUUUUUCUUGUUCUGCAAAGCACAAAUUGCCCGUGGAGGAAUUCCCCGAGCAAGUGUGGCGUUAACAGACAGAUGGGGGAAAACGUGCGAGACGCGAAGGAUAGCGUUGCAUUGCAGACUCGGAGAGAAGCUUACAAAAAACACACCCGGGCUUCAUUUGGAAAACCCCGGGAGAGGAGCGGGUUCCCCAGGGAUUUGGAUUAAGCAGAUAAGGAAGUGGUCUGUGUCGAUUUUUGUAACUUUUUUUUUUUUUUUUUUUAACCUUGGCCAAAAGGUUUGAAUAAAUAGGAAAAGCAAUCAUUUAGCUGCUAGUCACAAUCGUUUGGUAGCCUCCCAUUCGGCAAAUUGCAAUACCAUGCCUCCUAGGAGGCAGCAUUAGGGGGGGAAACCCUUUCAUAGCAAGCCAUCGUAGUUUCUCCUCAUAUGCCCUUCCACUAGAAUGCAAUGUGGAGAAGAUUGAUAUUAAUAAAUGGUCAUAUUUUUGUUAGCUAAUAAUAGAAUGAUGUUGAUAUUUUGCCUCUAAAAGCAUGCCGUGUGGAGCCUGUCGGUGUAUUAAUGCAGCGGAAUGCCUGGUCGAAGAGACAUAGCCACACAAUGCCUGUGCCUGUAAAAGCUGUAGAAACAUUUCGCCUGCAAACCGCGUUCAAAAGGGAGGCGCAGACAGAGGUUGCUGGGCUGAGCUGGAGGGGAGACUGAUGUAGACAAACGGCUGGCCAGUCCCCCACCCCACCCAGCAGGUAGAAAUAUAUGAGGGAGGGAGGAAAUUGACAGUCACCUAAAUCCUCCAGCAGACUGGACUCUGCCAUGUUGCCUUCCAUUUGCAAUUCAUCCGAUGAUUCAUCCAUCCAACAUCCCUGUUCAGCACUAACGAAAUAGCCCCAGCAAUCAGAACUGGUAGACAAACUAGCAUGUUCAUGUUCACACCCACGAACAAUGUGCAGCCAGUAGACACACACAAAAUUGCACACUUAAGUGGGCACCCACAUAAAAACCCCAACCAGGGUUGUUUCCGCCCCCAUCUCCCCCCCCCCCCCCCCCCACCU